AUCGUACGGUUCAAUCUCGCGUGUGCUCUCGCGACUGUCUCCAUGCAACAGGCGCGGCUAGCUGUCGCAUAGCGCACGCGUGUAGCAAAUAAUCCCGCGUCUCGCCAGCCUCCGAAUAACGGCGUUCUCUCUCUCGGUGUGUUACAGAAUCGCGAAUUCUUGUCCGAGAAAACGGACGGCUGGGUGUCUAGGUGUAUGCGUUUCCAUAAAACAUCGACGAAUGUAAGAGAAAGAUUUUCCCUGGAUUUUCCCGUGCAGCACUGUGUUCUGAAAAUCGAUAAAAAAGAAGAAGGAGAAAGGGUUCACAAUUAACAGAGGAUGAAGAAUGUGAGUCCAAGGCGGAUCUCGCGCCAAAACGGAUGCUGCAUAUUCCGAAUUUGACUCAACAACGGCGCCAAUUUCUUAGGAGAGCACGCGUUUAUCUUCUCUUUUAUAAAUAACAGUAGAAGAAUUGCUCAUUAAUCGACAACUCGACGAAUAUUUGCAUUUCCAAAUUUCUUGUCAGCGACUGCCACUGUCAAAUUUGCCAAAGUAACCGAAACGAAUUAUAUCGCCAAAAGUGACAAUUAGUGAAUUUUGCUCCGAAAGAAAAAGACGACAGCUGGAACUCGUUCGGAUGAGGAAAGGCUCAUUUUCGCAACGAGAUCGGACGUAGUCGAAAUAAGAGAAGAAUCGCAUCAGCGGUGGAUCGUUGUAAUCGAGUGGACAAGCUGCCGACAAACAAUAGGGAGACCUGGUAGCGGCUUCCGAUGGGGUCGUAACCGGCGUACAGCGUGCCGUAUUCGUAUAUCGCGAUGAUAGGCUAGCCGGUAGCGGCAGGAAGAGAUCGUCGGCAGGGGGAGAUCGCCAUAGCUAAUCGUACCACCCAAGGUGGCACAGAUUGAGAGCCCCAUCAGCAUACAUCCUCUCCUACCUAACGAGAUACUCAGCAUCCAUCCAGUUUGUACACGCAUCGUUACCUCGCAUCGACAACGGUAUUUCGUGCAUCAACUUUCCCGGAAGCGUCUCUUGGACAAUUGAUCUGCGAUUUAAUCCGAUUCAGCGAAUCCUACGUUCAAUCCUGCGAAUUGCUAAAUUGCAUUCCGCUUGUAAUUGUCGUGAGAAAAAAGGAGAAAGAAAGAGAGAGAAAGAGGAAAUCGAUCGGAAUUAGCGUUUUAUCGACAUUGGAGGAGCGUCUCAUCUGCACGCGUCCUCGACCUCUUUUUCUUGUCGUCCUUCGCUUCUCAUCCCUCUCGGCUUAAUUUCUCCGUCGUACAUCCACCACUAUGACGCGCAUUUAUUCCCAAAGAAACGACUAGAGAGGGAAAGAGAGAUACAGAGAUUCGCUCUUAGUGUCCCUCGACGAUCCAUAGCUCCGGUGAUCUUCUUCCCCACUGGGACGCUCGCCGCUUCCGGUUAACUGGAAGUGACGCUCUAUGUAAACGGUUUUGCCGAGCGGCUCUCAUUGGAACCCACAGGACAUAGGAAGCGCAUCAUGGAAGUAGCGAGCGAGCUAUCGCCGUUGUCGGGGUCGGAGAAUCAGGGCAAGAUCAAAGAAAGGACCUCGUAUUAUCCGCAGGAACCCAACAAGAGGCCACGAACAAGGGGACAGAAGGUGCGAACGUGCCUGAGACAUAAUGCGUUAACAAUAUUGACUGUGGGCGGUGUGAUCGGCGGCGUGGUACUCGGCAUAAUCCUACGAUACUCUCAGGAGAAAUGGACGCCGCGGGAGAUCAUGUAUAUCAAUUAUCUCGGCGAUCUGUUCCUGCGGAUGCUCAAGAGCUUGAUCCUGCCGUUGAUCAUUUCGAGUUUGGUGUCGGCCAUUGGAUCACUCGAUCUGUCACUUAGCGGUAGGAUCGGCGCGCGUGCGAUCGGUUAUUACACGGCCACAACUAUCUGCGCGGUUAUAUUAGGUAUAAUUCUCGUUGUUUCGAUCGAGCCUGGAGUUGGCAGCUCCGCUGCGGAAACCACGAAAUCAGCAAAAAAUGUUUCCACUAUCGAUACAUUGAUGGACCUAGUUAGAAAUAUGUUUCCACCGAAUCUUGUGCAGGCUUGUAUCGCUCAACAUCGAACCGAGCCGAAGCCACCGGAGAACGCUACCAAUGUCCCCAUGGACGAAUGGGAACUGAAGGAGAAUGUGGAACCCGGCACUAACAUUCUCGGACUUGUCGUAUUCGCGACAGUGUUGGGCAUCACCAUUGGUAAAAUGGGACCGCAGGCCAAACCGCUGUUGAACUUCUUCGAGUCGCUUUCCGGCGCCAUGAUGGUGAUCACCAACUGGGUCAUAUGGUUGUCACCGAUCGGUGUGCUCUCCCUGGUUGCCUCUAAGAUCACGGAAAUGAAGUCGCUGGACGAAGUAGUUGCCCAGCUUGGAAUGUACUUUUUGACUGUACUGAUCGCCCUCCUUAUACACGGCUUCCUAGUGUUGCCAGGGAUGUAUUUUCUUCUUACAAAAAAGAAUCCUUACAUCUAUAUAUCGAACAUGGCACAGGCGCUUGUCACUGCCUUUGGCACGUCCUCGAGUUCGGCAACGUUGCCGAUCGCCAUCAGCUGUCUCGAAGAAAGAAAUGGCAUCGAUUCGCGUGUUACCAGAUUCGUCAUGCCAAUAGGCGCUACCGUCAACAUGGACGGUACCGCUUUGUACGAAGCUGUGGCUGCCAUUUUUAUCUCGCAAGUGCGUCAAAUCAGUCUUUCCUUUGGACAGCUGGUAGCUGUAAGUAUCACGGCAACUGCUGCCAGUAUCGGCGCGGCUGGAAUUCCACAGGCCGGUUUAGUAACAAUGGUAAUGGUGUUGGACACAGUCCGACUUCCGGCUAAUGACGUCUUCUUAAUCAUCGCGGUCGACUGGUUACUAGAUCGAUGUAGAACAACAGUGAAUGUCAUCGGUGAUUCGCUCGGUGCGGGAAUCGUACAGCAUCUCAGUAGAAAUGAGCUUGCAUCGUUACCACACAAUACGCAGCAGAUACAAAAUGGAGCUGAUUGUCACGCGACUACGUCGAUAUGAGUUAUCGUUCGCUAAUAGCGACCUGAGUCUCCUUGACCGACAAUUACGGAACCGCUUCGCGAUCGACCAACUACAGUAAACAUAUCGACACUUUUAUCGCGCGGAUUAUCGUCCAUUUAGAAAUGUCAUAACCGUUUGAACUUUGAAAAGAGUCCGGUUUUAAGAAUAUAACUAGUAAAUGAAUUAAAAUUUUAAGAUUAAAACAAAAUGUAAACAAAUUUGUGGAUAAUAAUAUAUAUAUUACAUGUUGCAGCCAUGUAUGAUCUUUAAUUUUUGAAUUUUUAUAAGUUAUUUUAUGGAAAAUAUUACGAGGAAUACAUAAAAUAUAUAUAACGCAAUAUAUAUAUUAAGAAAGAUGAGUGUAUACAUUUUUAUAAGUAUAGUGUAAUAAGUAAUACGACGUUAGUCGAUGAUCGCGAGAUACAAUCUUGAUGAAGUGUUCUUGCGUACUCGAUAAGUGUUCCGUUUUUAUCUUACAAUCAAAUAAUCAGUUUAGUAUUAAUUAUCCCAUAUGAAUCACAAACACUAUAAACAAUAUAAACAAAGGGAACAAUAAACCUGUAUCACUCUAUUACAACGCUACAUUUAUGACAAAUGCACGUGAAAUGCGACAUGUAAUCUUUUUUUUUCAAUUAUCUUUAUAUACAAGUACUAUAAACAGAAUUAUUUUUAGUAGCAAUUGACGCCCAUUCCGGGAUAUAAAACAUAUAUACAUAUAUAUGUAAUGAUAGGGCAAUCAGAUGUAAGUUAUCAACGCAUAGCUCGCGGUGCGAGCAACAAGCGUUCUUCAGAUAACUAUGAAAUAAUAAGAUGUGCUUGAAAUAUUAAAUACUUCUUAACUUUAGUAAUCGUAGACCUAGUUAAGCGGUCUUGCUUGUAAAAUAUAUAUUUGUCUUCCAUUUUCGCGUUUGACGAUUUACGCUUGAUAAAACGUAUGUUGCAUGUUAUAUUUUAUUUGAGCUAUAAAAUCCGCAAUCCACUUUUUUGCAAAUUAUACAUCUUCUCUUGAACUGUAUUUAUAAGAAUGGGUGCUCAUAUUUGACGAAGAGCGAAACAUUUUUAGUGGUUUGAAAAAUCGAUUUUAUUAUUAUCUGACAAAGAAAAACAAAGUUUUUAUUAUUAUUUUUUAUAUGAAAAUAAAAAUGAGAAUGUAAAUUUUAAUCAUAUAUUAUUCCGCGGCGAUUAAUCAGCUUGUGCCAUAUAAUCUAUAUUGAAAAUAGCUUUUACUUUUAUUUGAUAUCCAGUGGAAAAAGCAGAUUUAGUUCAGUAAGUUUAAUGCCAUCAGUGAUCAUAUAUCAGUGAUUAUCUACGGGACUUAACCCUUAAGUAUGAAACAAUGUUGGUCAUUUCGUCUCUUUCUGUGUUCUUGAAUGAGAAGAAAACAUACAAGUUUCCGUAUUUUAUAGAUUUCUUUAUACAAAAGAAAAAUUCGAUAAGUUAUAAUAUUUAGAACAAGAGAAUGUAAUGUAUAGCUUAAAAAAGAACAUAUAUUCAGAUGCUCAACACAUUAAUGAAGAAAAAUAAAAUCCGUACUUAAGGGUUGAAAUAUCUUUUUUUACUGGCAUAAUAAAAACAACAUGCUAAAUUGUUUUUACAUGUAAAAGAAUUAUGUGGAAAAAGUAACAAAAUAAUAAAUAUAUAUUAUUUGAUUUUA
This is a messenger RNA of Cataglyphis hispanica, 4637 nucleotides long. RefSeq names its product excitatory amino acid transporter 1-like. The transcript has 8 exons. NCBI's taxonomy places the organism in Eukaryota, Metazoa, Arthropoda, Insecta, Hymenoptera, Formicidae. Gene Ontology annotation, molecular function: L-glutamate transmembrane transporter activity; neutral L-amino acid transmembrane transporter activity; glutamate:sodium symporter activity. The record is from RefSeq and is a predicted model, not a curated record. Gene Ontology annotation, biological process: L-glutamate transmembrane transport. Gene Ontology annotation, cellular component: plasma membrane. Bases 1475 to 2983 code for a protein of 502 amino acids.